AUGAAGUCUACGAUAUUCCUACUCUUUUCCGUGCUUGCAUUCUCCAAUGCUUGGACCCCUGCAUCUCAACCAGCAGCACAAACAAAAUCAUCCACCCAAUUGGAUUCCAUGUCGCGAGGAACCUUUGUCAGUGGCCUAGUUGCAGGAGUUAUUGGAAACACUCUCCUCAUGCCCACCGAGCCCGCCAACGCUGACGUAACCAGCAAGCUUGCCAGUGCCAGUGCUCUUCGCAACAUCAAGCGUGCCCAAAAACAACUCCCCAAGCUGCAAACCGUGGCCGAAUCCAACGAUUUUGCGGGCGUCAAGGAAUUCUUGAGAACCCCACCCUUUGGAGAUUCCCGAAAAUACUGUUUUACACUUGUCCGGGGAGCGGAAGAUGGUCCCAAGGCAGCCGAAAUCGAAAAGGUCUACAAGGCCUAUGUUUCCAGCAUUGAAAAGAUUGACGGAACCGCAUCGCUUGGAUUCCGAGGGCGAAAGAUUCCUCAAAUGCAACUGAGCGAAGAGUACUUGGUGGUCCAAUCAGCUAUGUCUGACUUUCUCAAAGUAGCGGAAGAGGCUGCCGAAAUUCCAGUUCAAUACGAUGAUGCCGAGUAA
Messenger RNA from Cylindrotheca closterium, 594 nucleotides. Lineage: Eukaryota; Bacillariophyta; Bacillariophyceae; Bacillariales; Bacillariaceae. The record is from the annotation of a GenBank genome assembly.